AGAAGAAGAAGAUUAUUAUUAUUAUUAUUAUUAUUAUUAUUAUUAUUACCGGAAGUCGGCUUUGCCGUCAUGUCAGUGUUUGGACUGAGUAACGAUGCGUUCAGUCCAGAAUCUGAGAGAGUUGAUCAACCAGCGACUAACUGCUGCUGCUGAAGAAAUAUUCACAGAGUUUGAGAAAACCAUCGUCCAGUACGAGGAGGAGAUCGAUCGUCAGCGCAGACUGCUGGAUAACAUCUGGAAACCACAGAUAACACAACACACAGCAGACCUCCCACAGCACAAUGUUCAUCAGAAAGUGGAGAUUAUCACUGAUCAUCAGCUGCGUACCCAGGAGAUGAAGUCCAAUCUGGACAAGGAAGAUCCAGAGCAUCCACGGAUUAAAGAGGAACAGGAGGAACUGUGCAUCAAUGUAGACCAGGAGAACCCAAACCCUCCACAGAUGAAGGAGGUACAGGAGAAACUCUGCACCCGUCAGAAGGGGGAGCAGCAGGAGACGUAUACCUUUAUGCUACUUCAGUGCAAGUCCAAAUGUGAAGAAUUAUCCGAAGAAAUAUUCAGAGUCUUUGAGAAAGCAUUCAUCCAGCAUGAGGAAGAGAUCGAUCAUCAGCGCAGACUGCUGGAUGUCAUCUGGAAAUCUGAAAUACAGUUACAUACAACAGACCUCCCACAGCCAUGUGUCUGUACAGAUGAGGAGGUUCUCACUGAGCAGCUCUUUAACUUGAAAAGGAACACCAGUCUGGACCAGGAAGACCCAGAACUUCCACAGAUGGAAGAGGAGCAGGAGAAGCUCUGCAAUAGUUUGGACCAGGAGGACCCACAGCACCCACAAAUUAAAGAGGAACAGGAUGAAUUCUGCACCAGUCUGGAGGGAGAACAGUUUAUAGUGAAGCAGGAGACUGAUACCUUCAUGGUGACUUCUACUUAUGAGGAAAGUGACCACAGCGACAUCGAACCAAACAGUGACCAGCUUUUCUUUCACAUUUUUCCUGCAGCUGAGAGCCCAGAUCAGGCAGGAAACAAGGAUUUAGAGCCAGGAUUAUCUAGAAAUGUGGAGCUGGAACGAAAGAAGAGACAUAAGAGAAACGGCAAUUACAACAACAAUAUUGACGUCUCAUCCAUGUCAGAGAGUCACUGUGAUAUUGACACAGAGAAAGAGACUUUAAUAUGUGAAGUCUGCGGAAAAGCCUUUAAAGAUAAGUCCAAUUUAAAGAGACAUUACAGAAUCCAUGCAGGUGUGAAACCAUUUGCUUGCAAAACAUGCGGGAAAAGUUUCAGUCAAAGUAAUCAUUUGAAAGUCCACGUGAGAAUCCACACAGGUGAAAAGCCAUACCUCUGUAACAGCUGCGGAAAUAGAUUUAGUGACCAUACAGCAUUAAAAAGGCAUACAGCAAUCCACACAGGCGAGCUGUAUGCUUGUGAAAUAUGCGGUAAAAGUUUCAGUGACAAAGGUCCUCUGAAAGUCCACAUGAGGAUUCACACGGGUGAGAAGAAGUACCUCUGUAACACCUGUGGGAAAAGGUUUGGUGACCUUUCAACGCUGAAACGACAUAAUGCAAUUCACACAGGUGUAAAGCCGUACCUUUGUAACACCUGUGGAAAAUGUUUUAGUGACGUUUCAACAUUUAACAGGCAUACAGCAAGUCACACAGGGGAGAAGCCAUACCUUUGUAAUACAUGUGGGAGAAGAUUUCAUACGUUGUCACACCUGAUGCGUCAUAUGGCAAUCCACACAGGUGAGAAGCCGCAUUCUUGCAACAUCUGUGGGAAAUGUUUUAGUCAAAGUGGUAAUUUGAAAGUCCACAUUAGAAUCCACACAGGUGAGAUGUCAUCAUCCUGAAAUAUCUGUAGGAAAAAUAAUCUGAGACUAAGCUUGAAACAUUAAGAAGUGGUUCAGGUUAAAAGCAGAUGUUUUGAGGUAGAUUUUCUUCCUGUUGGUGCUGCAGUACCAGCAUGGUGCUAAAAGACUAUAAAAGGGAGGGAGGGAAGGACUGUGAAUCGACUUCAGAGCGCUGACGGGUGAGAAGACAAACAAAAUAAAGGUUGACUGAGUCGGUAACUUGUAUUCGAAAAGUUGUGGAAAUUCGUGAGCGGUCCUUGACUAUUAGGCCAGAUGAUGGAGGAGGGCUGCAUCAAUCUGACACUCAAAAAAACCCAGCUGAAAGCAGUCAGUCAGAUAAAUGCUACUUUUUUAAUUUCUUCAUUUAAGAAUAGAUGUGAAAUGUAGUGAGAGCUUUUAUUUAUUUAUUGGCAGUGUAUUGUUUUGUUUGAAAUAACAUGAAUGUCUUUUAUUGACAGAUCCGUCUAAUUUUUUUCAGAUUCUAGAAUUUCAUAUUCCCUUUAUUACAUUUGCUGCUAAUUACUGCUAUGACAACCAACCAUGACAACAAGUGAACACUACAUCAGCUUCCUGCUGACGAUCACGAUUGCGAUCCUACUACAAAUCCCCCAUUGAGGACUUUUCGGGACUUAUCCGUGGUAAAUCAUAAACUACUGAGCGGCCUUGCGGCAUGCCGUGCUCUCUGAGUGCUUUUCUUGUUUGACCUGUAACACAGCUUCUUAUUUGUUUUGUAAUGUUUGCUGCCUGCUGACUGGAAGCACUUUUUGAAUCUUUAUGUUACUAUUUACUGUUACGCACUAAAACACAAAGUCAAAUUCCUUGUGUGUGAAAAUCUACUUGGUAUUAAAAAAACUUUCUCAUUCCAA
This is a messenger RNA of Amphiprion ocellaris (clown anemonefish), 2703 nucleotides long. RefSeq names its product zinc finger protein 596-like. The transcript has 3 exons. Lineage: Eukaryota; Metazoa; Chordata; Actinopteri; Pomacentridae. The record is from RefSeq and is a predicted model, not a curated record. Bases 95 to 1837 code for a protein of 580 amino acids. Gene Ontology annotation, molecular function: RNA polymerase II cis-regulatory region sequence-specific DNA binding; DNA-binding transcription factor activity, RNA polymerase II-specific. Gene Ontology annotation, biological process: regulation of transcription by RNA polymerase II.